Molecule: messenger RNA, 2101 nt
Organism: Odontomachus brunneus
Lineage: Eukaryota; Metazoa; Arthropoda; Insecta; Hymenoptera; Formicidae
Product: BMP and activin membrane-bound inhibitor homolog
Exons: 3
Coding region: 343-1023 (226 amino acids)
Source: RefSeq, a predicted model, not a curated record
CAGUGAGUCAGUCAGUCAGUCAGCCGUCGGACAGCGUCGAGGUGGGACGUGCUGUGGUGUGUCGACGACGUUCUCUCUGGUGCAUUCGCGAGUCUCUCUUUGUUUUUCCGCCGCGAUUGCAAUCGCGUUAUGCUCGACGCGAGAACGAACUACUGAUCGUCCGCGCGAUAUAAUAACGACGCGAUCGCGGUCCAGGAUGACGAGGACGCCUUAAUCCCUCGGGAAAAGGCACAUGCUCGAUCACCCGGCAGGCAUCCCUUGUACGACGGAUUCGCGCGAACGAGAUUCUGCCCGAGGAUUACUCUGUCGUCGCAGCGACUGCGAUUCGUCGCGAUUGCCGUGAUGUUGCCGCGCGACUUGGUGACUUUCGCGACGGUGAUGACCAGCCUCGCCGUCGCCGUGGUCGACGGCGCGCCGCCCGUGAAUCUGGAGCCGGAGGAUUACGAGGUGCUCGCCGACGACGAGACGAGAUCCGCCGAUAACGAUUUUUCUAAUAUGGGAGAAAGAAGAUGCUACUGCAAUCAACCGGGCUGCGUACCUCAGGGAUACAUGUGCCGCGGUAAGCUUUGCUUCACGGAACUACCGUCGGGCGCAAACACGCUUCUGAGAAUGGAGCAGAGCACUCGCAGCGGUUGCUUGAACGAGGACCUCAAAAAUCGUCGGUGUCCCGCGGGGUAUCUCUGUUGCAACCACGAGGAUCUCUGCAAUCACGUGGACAGUCCUGCGAUGAAGAACAAGCUCAACAAGACCCUACAAGUGCUGGUCGGCGAUCAACGAGCGUACUUGGGUACUAUGCAGCCGAGCAGCCAUGGAAGUCAAGGGACGACGGAGGGCUGGUUCAGGACGACGACGAUCGCCGUGACCGUCGGCGGUGUCGUGGUUCUGCUGAUACUCGCCAGCCUGGCCGUAAGAUUGCUGCAGCCCGUGCCGGCCCCGAUUCGCGCAAGCGGCAAACUUGUGCCGCACCGAACAUCUGUCAACGGACCACCCUUACUCGGACCACCGAAAGUGCCUCUGGUUUAAAAGGGAGACUCCGCGAUCCAAAGACAAAGUUUCCCGGCACAAAGUGUGUUCUAAGUAGUAGUUUAAUUAGCGGAGCCGAUCGUGUGCUGGCUUUGGUAUAUGACUGAUGAUUAGCUUUGAACGGUGGAACGUCAAAGUUCUUUGUGUGUGUGUAUGUGUGUGUGUAUGUGUGUGUGCGUGUGUGUACAUAGUCUUCAUCGAUUCGACCUUCGUUUCGACUACGUUGACUUUUUACGAUGCAUUCAGUAUGCAAGUAUACGCAAAGCUCCGCGAGACAGAUCUCGCAGGGCCGGAGUCAUAUACCGUAGUGCAGCCGCGAGGCGACGUAGAAAGCUAGCGGGCCGUCGAAGGCUCUACUCGGCUGUGAAUUUUAUGAAAACAAGAGCAACUAUUGUAAAUUAUAUUCGCGCGACGAGAUAGCGUAUUACUUGUUGCAUUUCUUUGGAACAAUGUGUGGGCGCGGCGACGCGUGUCGCGAGAGCUCGUAGAAUGAGAGAGAGAGAGAGAGAGAAUGGUCCACGGGACUUUCGGGUCCUUUGAACACGAUGACGUGUAAGUAGUGCGCACACACGGCACGUCCCGUGCAGCCGUUGUGUGUGAUUCUGUAAAUAGUUGUCCUUUGUAUUUUUCUUUUUCAUCAUAUCGAAUGACACAUUAAUCUCGACGAAAUACACAACGACAUCACGACUCUUAACGUGUUACAUCAUGAGAGAUCGCUGUUCUGAAAAAUAUUGUUACACAAAUUUUACGAAUGAUAGCCUUGAAUGAAGAAACGGAAAACGUCCAAGAAGUGAACGCCAAGUAUUGUGAGAAAAUAAAUUCGAGACACAUAAUGCCGUGGGAGUCGCGAGACUUCAAGGUACGACCGUGACAUUUGUAAGAGCGUUACUUUAUACACGUAUUUGUAAACGUAUUCCAUUAUAAACACUAUAUUGUGAUAGUACGACAUAAUAACGAAUAAAUAAAUAUAUUUAGGACGUUUACCUAUGUAAUAUAUAGAAUUCGUUUUACACGUGUUGUACACUUGUGUAUAAGGAAUGAACGAGAAUGAUCAAAGUAAAAGUAUAUUUUAAGCGUC